UUUUCCCCUUUCUUUUCCCCUCCUUUUUUUUAUUAUAGUCCUUUCUUUCUAGUUUUUCUAUGUUUAACAUAUAAAUAAUAAAACUGAAAGAAUAAACUAACAAAUGUGGAUCAUUUCUCGAGUCGUAAGAUAACCAGACAAAGUAUACGCACACACAUUUAUAUCAUGUUAUUCAUAUAUAAAUAUUCUUUUUCUUCAUAGUUUGGUGAGUCACGGUGGACCCGAGCUAUAUUUUGUGUGAUCGUUUUACAAGCACUAUUUGCUAUUGCAUUCGAAGCUGUCAUUUUCGUCUUUCAUUCGAAUGAAAUUAAUGUAAUCAACAGUUUACGAUUGGCAGUUGAUUCCAAUGAUGACCUCAAGACAGCCUUUGCUAAUGCUAGGUCCUUAUUGGUCUAUUUCAUUUUAUUCAUGAUUGCCCAGCUAUUUACUGUGAUACUUGUGAUUGAUGCUAUUUACCAAAGAAAUACCAUUCAACUUAUUGCGCUGGUCGCUUUUGAAUUAGGCAUGACAGCAUACUCUAUCAUCCAGUUUCAUCAGUCUUCCACUCUAUUCACGCAAGAUGGUUCAAACGUGUCAACUGGCUUACAUUACCUGGGUCAAGCUUAUCAUGAUUCCAAGUGGGCAGAAAUCACUCAGAUAUGUUUGAUGAUUGUUUGUACCUGUAUAUUCGUCUUUUUAGCUUAUAAGCUCUAUCUUGAGUUUGGUUGGCACAUUUAUAAAAAGAUUGGAGCUGAUUUAGCCAUGCGAGAUCGUUACAAGAUGUAUCAAAUCUUCAUGAUGCUACUCAAGUUCGAUUUCUUCUUUUUCCUUGGAUUUUCAAUACAGUAUUUAGCGUUAUUGAUCGUCGCAUGGUGGCCAACCGCGGCAAGUAGUGGAGAUCAAACAGGAAUUGUCAAAGAAUUGAUAGAACACAUUGUCCUGAGUUGUUGCAUUUCAAUCACAAUGCUCGUAUCUGCUUAUUGGGGAUUAAGAAGAGAAAGAAAACCUCAUAUGUACAUCUUUUUAAUUCUUUGUAUGGCGAGCAUGGCGUACUAUAUUUAUACUCUUGUUCAAAUUGCUCAAAAUCCCGUUCGAUUCUUGGGUUCAAAAGCUUUUCUCACCUUCUUCUUGUGUGUAGAUAUGGUACUUAUUUUAGCAUCUGUACCCAUUGGUAUUAUCUGUCUUCGAAACUUUAACCUUGGAUUGAUGAAUCAUAUUUCGCACGCUACUGCUUCUGCUACUUCAGCACAUUCAAUGGCUCCUCUUGGUUUGGAAAAAUCAAGUUCUACCAGGCGAUGGUCUAUUGAAUAAGUAUUCCUUUAUUAUCACACCCCUUAUUAUUAUUAUUAUUAUUACUUACUAUUAGCAUCUUUUCUCUCUUUUUCUCACUUUGUAAAGUUUAUCGUAGAAUAAAAAAUCAACACUUUAAUGUAUUCUGUAUGACGUAAAUGUUAUUGUUAUGCAGGAUUGCCUUAUUUCAGGGCACACUUUUUUUUCUUUUUCUUUUCUUUCUU
Molecule: messenger RNA, 1493 nt
Organism: Rhizopus microsporus ATCC 52813
Lineage: Eukaryota; Fungi; Mucoromycota; Mucoromycetes; Mucorales; Rhizopodaceae
Exons: 5
Coding region: 409-1290 (293 amino acids)
Cellular component (GO): Golgi apparatus
Source: RefSeq, a predicted model, not a curated record